UGUAAACUGCUCUCGAUGCGUGGCUCCAGUGAGGCUGCGUGGCUGCAUCACACACACACACACACACACACACACACACACACACACACAGUGCUUUCUCUUCUCCCCCCCUCCACCUCCUCCACCUCCUCCUCCACCAGCACCAACGUCCUGCCGUUAUUAUCACACAGCUCCAUAAUGGAAACUAAACCGGUCAUCACCUGCCUUAAAACGCUCCUCAUCGUUUACUCCUUCGUGUUCUGGAUAACAGGAGCCAUCCUGCUGGCAGUGGGAGUAUGGGGGAAGUUGAUGCUGGGCCCGUACAUCUCUCUGAUAGCCGACAACUCCACCAACGCCCCGUACGUCCUCAUUGGCACCGGCACCGUCAUCAUCGUCUUCGGCCUGUUCGGAUGCUUCGCGACCUGCAGAGGAAGCCCAUGGAUGCUGAAGCUGUAUGCCAUGUUUCUGUCGCUCGUCUUCCUCGCUGAGUUAGUGGCCGGGAUCUCUGGAUUUGUGUUUCGCCAUGAGAUAAAGGGGACCUUCCACAGGACGUACACCGACGCAGUCCUGAACUACAACGCCGAGGACGAGGCGAGCCGCGCCGUCGAUAACUUGCAGCACAAGCUGCGUUGCUGUGGCGUGUAUAACUACACCAGCUGGUUUGGCAGUGUGUAUUACCCAUCCAAUGGCAUCCCUGCCAGCUGCUGCGUUAACUCCUCUGACUGCAACCCAGAAGACCUCCGCAAUACAACUCUAGCCCCGAGCAAGGUCUACCACCAGGGCUGCUAUGAGCUGGUCACCUCGUUCAUGGAGACCAACAUGGCCAUUAUCGCAGGAGUGACAUUCGGGAUCGCUUUCUCACAGCUGAUUGGCAUGUUGCUGGCCUGCUGUCUGUCCAGGAUCAUCACAGCCAAUCAAUAUGAGAUGGUCUAGCUGAUGUGACGUGGCAGGGAGAUGAAGAGAAGAAAAAAGACAAAGAGCCUCGACACACGACAAGAGUAAAUUCCCAAAACACUAUCACACGUCCGUAUUGGAAUUUACCUCCCUCCGUCUCUCUGCCUGUGAUCUUAAUGUAAUAUCUUAAUGUAUCUUAUUGUAAAGCACCAUUCCUUGACUCACUGCUGUUGCAUCAAAACGUUCUAUACCACACGUCACAUCACACCGCUGCUUGAUGUAGAAGUUGCUCAUUGGCACAUAUCUCGGAUCACUACAGCCUACGACCUUCAACGGGCGGGUUAAAACCAGACUUGUCGGGAGUUGACAGCAGUCUUGGUCUCAGAUAGGUGAUUGGGUGCAACUCGGCUUCUCAGUCUGUUGCAGCAUGCUUCACCGACCGUCAUCAGAGGACCACUGCACAUCUUUGUACAGAAUGACAUUACUAAAGCUUGAAAGUAAUACUUUAAUAGAUAGGUUUAGUUUUGCAUUUGACUUUGCUAUCGCUCACCAUUGUAUAUUCCUAUGGUUGUGACAUUUUGUGAACUGAUUACGUGUACCGAGGAUAAUAUUUUAAGUUUAUAUGAAACAUAGGGAAACUGACAACGGAGAGAAAAGGGAGAAUUUGUACCUGUAGACGAGGCAUGGUGUUUUUUUGACCAGAUCAUUUAACUAAAAUAGCAAAUUAUGAGAUACAUUACAUCUUAAAAUUGUAACUCAUCAUCAGUUCGGAUUCGAAAUGGGAAUCUUCCCCCAGUAAACCCUCCACUUUGCUCUACUUUACAUGCUUAAAAUGACGCUAACAUGAGCAAAAUAAACAAUUGAGGUGGAACAAAUCUGCCACAAAGUAGAUGAACGCACACCACACAGUGCUUUCUAACGUCAUCUUGGUCGCUAUCGGGACAAUAAGUUCACACUGUGUUUAUUCAAAAGACGAACUUACACCAUUGACUGUCUGAGAGACUUCCUCAUUGUUUGGAGCAGUUGAAGGAAGAUGAAACACAGCUAACAGGCAGAAAUAGCUUCCUCAGUGUUGUUGCACUCUUGUCCUCACCCCCCGCCCCCUCAAAGGUCAAUGCAUGGUGAGACCCGGCUUGAAAACCUUGCAGAAAAAACAUGCAAUGAAUCAUAUGAAAGCCUCUCCGCAAAGGCAUUCAUCGCGUUGCACCUGGUGGUCAGAUUGAGGGUGCAUCCAGACAGGAUGCGGCGCUGCAGGUUUUUCCAUUUAUCUGAGUGGGGGUAGUGCAUUUUGGCCACGGGGGGUGUCCGGUGAAACCUCCACAGUCGGCCUGAAAUGUCUCUGAAGAUAGUCUCUCUCCUGAGACUGUCGAAACUCCGUUGUGUUAUGA
Larimichthys crocea (large yellow croaker) is the source of this 2261-nucleotide messenger RNA. It is a transcript of the gene tspan7, whose product is annotated as tetraspanin 7. Bases 16 to 912 code for a protein of 298 amino acids. Lineage: Eukaryota; Metazoa; Chordata; Actinopteri; Sciaenidae. Gene Ontology annotation, cellular component: plasma membrane. The transcript has 8 exons. The record is from RefSeq and is a predicted model, not a curated record.